GUAAAACGAGAUCGCACGUCCCAUUCCCUCACGCUUCAAGACUCGGACAUCCAGUGGCCCCUCCGCUGAUCGCCCGAACAACAAACAUCCUCCAAUGGUCAACUUCGUCGAUGUUGGUUCUCGAGAUUAAAUCAUCAUGGCCCGGAUGUCUCGAGAGACCCAAGCGUUCAACGCAACACUAGAAUCCAAGAAGGACGUGGAUGGUAUUCCGGGAAUGACAAAGUCGGCAAGUGAAGAUGGUACCCAAGCAGGCUGGGAACGAUCGGUCGACCGAGUAUAAAUUGGUCCUCUUAACCCAGCCUUGAAAAAAACCGUUCCACCAGAUCCUAGCCAUCACAUCACUCAGCCCCAACCCUCUCUCUCGAUACCCCGGCCGAUCAGCUCACUAUGCACUUGUCUCUUGCCUACGGGGCGCUCGCCCUGCUCCCGCAGCUUUCACAUGCCCACUUCCUCUUCCCGCAUCUGAUGCUCAAUGGCGUCAAGACGGAGGCCUAUGAAUACGUCCGCGAGCAUGACAACGGCUUCCAGCCCUCUUUCACGCCGGAGAUCCUCAGCAGUGAUGAUUUCCGCUGCAACAAGGGCUCGUGGAACCACCGCUCCCAGCCCAAGACGGCCAAGGUGACUGCCGGAAAAGACUCGGUUGGAUUCCACCUCCAUCUCGACUUUGGCAUCUACCACCCAGGCCCGGUCACGAUCUACCUGUCCAAGGCGCCCGGGGACGUGCGUGACUACGACGGCUCCGGCGACUGGUUCAAGGUGUACCAACUGGGCACCAUGAUGCCGUGGAACGGCACCGACCAGGGCUGGUUGACGCGGGACCUGAAGCAGUUCGAGUUCAAGCUCCCCAGCGAGAUCCCCGCCGGCCAGUACCUGAUGCGCAUCGAGCAAAUGAGCAUCCACCAGCCCUACCGCCAGAAGGAGAUGUACUUCCAGUGCGCCCACCUCGACAUUGCCAGCGACUACAACGGCAAGACGCCGGGACCCACCAUCAAGUUCCCUGGUGGUUACCAGCCCAACGAUCCUGCGAUUCAGCUCGACAGCUGGGCUCAGCCGCCCCCCGACUUUGCUCCCAUGCCUGGCCCGGAGCAAUGGCCUAACUAAGGGGUGUGGCUUGAUGGUCGUGCUGCUAGUGUGUCAAGGGAACAUGGGGUGGAUAUGUGGAGAUAAAUGAGAUGACAGUAGGGAUAACAUGGCCAACAUGACAGGUACCUUUACGUGGAUAGCUACUCUACGUAUCCAAUCAUUAGUGUUCGAUGGUUCGUUUUAC
This is a messenger RNA of Chaetomium fimeti, 1267 nucleotides long. RefSeq names its product glycoside hydrolase. NCBI's taxonomy places the organism in Eukaryota, Fungi, Ascomycota, Sordariomycetes, Sordariales, Chaetomiaceae. The transcript is spliced from 3 exons. Bases 388 to 1101 code for a protein of 237 amino acids. The record is from RefSeq and is a predicted model, not a curated record.